UCCAAUUAAGAUAUAUAACAUUAUCAUAAUUAACUAAAAUAUUUUUCCAGGGGUAGAGUUGUAAGACAUCUGCCAUGACUUUCACCGUUGACAUCAGAGGAUCAUUGUCCCCUCCCAUCACAGCAUUUGUGUAUCCUUUUGGAUCAGCAUACUUUGAUUACCAAUGUUCAAGAUAUAAUCUUGUUGAUGCUGAAGGUGGUGAUGAUUCAGAGGAUGAAAAAGAGCAUUUAUCAGAAAGUGACAUUGUGAUUGAUGUAAAAUACAUUAAAAGUCUUGAGGCUAAAGAUUGGAAAGAUCAGGAUCAUUACAGAGUUCUAGGUAUUCCCAAUCUUAGGGUUAAGGCCUCAACGAAGGAUGUUAAAAAAGCAUACAAGUACAUGGUCCUUAAGUGUCAUCCAGAUAAAAGUCAAGGUAAUACCAAAGUUGAUGAAGAAGCAUUCACAUGUAUACAGAAAGCAUAUGAACAACUUUGUGUGAUAGAUGGAAAGCGUGCCUAUGACAGUGUUGAUCCUGAGUUUGAUGAUGAUGUGCCCAACGUCACUGAGCACAACAAACAAAAUUUCUACAAAGUGUUUGGAAUAAUCAUAGAAAAUAAUGCACAGUGGUCGAUGAACAAAAAUGUCCCAACGCUUGGCACAGAAAUAGAUGAAAUUGACUAUGUGAAUGAUUUUUACAAUUUCUGGUACGAUUUUAAGAGCUGGAGAGAAUACUCGUAUCUUGAUGAAGAAGAAAGGGACAAAGCAGACUGUAAAGAAGAAAGAAGGUAUUUAGAUAAGCUGAACAAGCAAGAGCGUAUUCGACGUAAAAAGGAAGAAAUGACUAGAAUGCGCCAGCUUGUGGAUAAUUGUUAUGCUUGUGACCCUCGAAUUAGAGCUUUCAAUGAAGACAGAAAGAAACGAAAGAUUGAAGCUAAACUUGCCAAACAGGAGGCUUACAAACAAGAACAAGAAGCUUUACGUCUUCAGAAAGAGGAAGAAGAGCGCAUUAGACAGGAAGAAGAACAGAAACGUAUCCAGCUGGAAAAAGAGAAGGCAGACGCUGAGAAGGUAGAAAGGCAAAAGCAAAACAAGCUCCUCAAAGGAGAAAGAAAGAAAGUUCGAGAUUGUGUAAAGAACAAUAACUAUUUUUGUACAAAAGAUGACAAUAUUGUAAAAUCCAUGGAGAACUUGGAUCUCUUACUUCAGGCUCUUACCAUUGACGACUUUAGAAAACUGAAUGCAAUAAACAAGAAUGUAGAUCAGUUUACUAAACUUUACAACUCUUUCAUGACUUCACAUUUGGAAGCACAAGAAACAAAAACAAAAGAAAAUUUAGUAAAAGCCAAGCAAAGUCAAGAUCUUCAUAAAGACCAAAGCAUCAGCUCUGAUAAGUUUUCAACUCAGGACAUAGCUCUUUUAGUCAAGGCUGUGAAAAUUCAUCCACCAGGAACAGUGAACAGAUGGAACACGAUUGCCGAUUACCUCAAUCAGCACAGUACAGUCUGCUCGUCAUAUGUUAGCAAGGAUAUCAUACAGAAGGUCAAGAACUUACAAUCAAGAGAAGGUGAUGAUCUGAAAAGUAAAACCAAUGAACAAGCAUAUAAUAACUUUGAAAACUCUCAGAAGUCCAGAAUUGGAGAUGGUGUCAAUGCUGUAGGCGGUCUUAGCACUAAGGAUACCAUGAACUCAACUCUCAUUGAUGAUAAAAAAGACAAAGAAAAGAAGAAGAAAUUGGCUUGGUCAGCAGAAGAACAGAAGCUUCUAGAAGAGGGUUUGAAGAAGUUUCCUCAGUCAGUGGGUCCACAGAGAUGGGACAAUAUUGCCAAGCUUGUGGCUACAAGGUCGAAGAAAGAUUGUAUGCGGAGGUAUAAAGAUUUAGUUGAGCAAAUCAAAGCCAAAAAAGCUAAGCAGUAGUCUGUUUUAUGGUAAUAUUUAUUGAGCUUGAAAGUGUCCCAGUCACAAAUAAUGCAAUGUUUGUCAAUUUAUAGCAAGUUUUUAGCUAUAAGUUGAGCUGGGCAUGUAAAGCAAAUUGGGCUAAGAUAUCUCUGUCCUGUCAUUAAAAAUUGUUCCAGGCAUUUUCAUGUUACUGUAAAUUGCUCAGGAAAGUAAACCAGCUUGCAAUCUACAAGUUCUUGAUCUUAAAUGUUUCUAUGAAAUGUUAUGACAGUAAAUUCAACUUCGAACUUUUAUUUUUUCGACUUUUUAUCCCUCUA
Molecule: messenger RNA, 2191 nt
Organism: Bolinopsis microptera
Lineage: Eukaryota; Metazoa; Ctenophora; Tentaculata; Lobata; Bolinopsidae
Product: dnaJ homolog subfamily C member 2-like
Exons: 1
Coding region: 75-1892 (605 amino acids)
Biological process (GO): regulation of translational fidelity; 'de novo' cotranslational protein folding
Cellular component (GO): cytosol
Molecular function (GO): Hsp70 protein binding; ribosome binding
Source: RefSeq, a predicted model, not a curated record